AUGAUGGGUAUGUCACUAAUUAAGGAGCUAGCGAUCCACCAUCUUCUCUUUCUGCCCCUGCCCUCCGCCCUCUCCUCUGCCCCUCCCCUAUGCCCCUUCCCUUUGCCCCUCCCUUUUGCCCUUCCCACAUGCCCCUUCUCUUUUCCCCUUCCCCCUGCCCCCCCCCCUGCCCUCCCCUUGCCCCCUCCCCUUGCCCCUUCCCCUUGUCCCUUUCCCUUUGCCCCGCCGCCCUGCCCCUCAACAUGCUCCCCUCCCCCCUGCACCUUCCCCCUUCCCCCCACCUACCUUUCUUCUUCCUCUGACCCUCCUCCUUGCUCCGCCCCCUUGCCUCUCAACCUGCGCCCCUUCCCCCUGCUCCUUUCCCUCCCUGAAUACCCUGGCGCUGUGAAACUCGUUACCGGGUCAUUCUUCGUGCCACGAACACUCUUGUCACUGAACGCGAGCGGAAACUACAACCUGCUGGUCGAGGCGAUGCUGGUGGACGCGGCGGGCGGUCCACCCGACUCGCUGGCGAUCGUGAAGGGCGCCGUGUGCGACGCCGCCGCGACGGACGUGCUCGCGCUGCCGCUCGCCGCGGCGGACUGGCAGCAGCGCGCGGGGUGGUGGCUGCUGCACGCGGAGGCGCGCCUCGACGCGUUCCUCGAGAACGCGGACGCCGCCACCCUCGACGCGCUGCUCGCCGGCGGGAGGCGCAUGGGGCGGGAGCUGCUGAUGCGCGCAUUCGGGCUCGCUGCCAGGCAGGGGGGACAGAAGCAGGGGGGGCAGCAGCAGGGGGGGCAGCAGCAGAAGGGGGGAGCGCAGCAGGCGCCUGCAGUGAGCGGGUAUGCUGUGCUGGCGGGCAGCAGCGCAGCAGGUGUGACGUAG
Messenger RNA from Closterium sp. Naga37s-1, 864 nucleotides. The record is from the annotation of a GenBank genome assembly. NCBI's taxonomy places the organism in Eukaryota, Viridiplantae, Streptophyta, Zygnematophyceae, Desmidiales, Closteriaceae.